Molecule: messenger RNA, 591 nt
Organism: Trichosporon asahii var. asahii CBS 2479
Lineage: Eukaryota; Fungi; Basidiomycota; Tremellomycetes; Trichosporonales; Trichosporonaceae
Exons: 4
Coding region: 1-591 (196 amino acids)
Biological process (GO): translation reinitiation; formation of translation preinitiation complex
Molecular function (GO): mRNA binding; translation initiation factor activity
Source: RefSeq, a predicted model, not a curated record
AUGUCUGCAGUCGCCGGCCCGUCGACCAAGCCCGUCACCAUCACGUACUGUGCCGUGUGCACGCUUCCGACCGAGUACUGCGAGUUCGGCCCGAGCGUGAGCAAGUGCAAGGCGCACCUCCAGGAGACGGACAAGGAGGAGUACGAGCGCGUGUGGGGCGACAGCACGCUCGCGUCACGUAUUGGAACGCUCUCGCUCGAGAAGCAGGAGAAGCUCGAGGCCGACGCGGCCAAGCUUGAGAAGAAGGCGGAGAAGAAGGCCGAGCAGGAGGCGGCCAAGAAGCAGGCGACUAAGAUUAUCAUCAAGCGCAGCGAACGCACGAAGCGCAAGCAGCAGACGCAUAUCCAGAACCUGGAGCUGUUCGGAAUCGAGCUGAAGGCGGCCGCCAAGCUGUUCGCGUCCCGAUUCGCGACGGGAUCAAGUGUGUCCAAGAACCCGCAGGGCCAGGAUGAGAUCGUCGUGCAAGGAGAUGUUGGUGAUGAGAUUGUCGAGAUGAUCAGGCAGCAGAAGGGUGUCCUGAAGGGUGCGCCGGUGGACCAGAUUGAGCGCGUCGUCGUCAAGAAGAAGAAGGAGCCUGAGCCUGAGGCUUAG